Molecule: messenger RNA, 1865 nt
Organism: Opisthocomus hoazin
Lineage: Eukaryota; Metazoa; Chordata; Aves; Opisthocomiformes; Opisthocomidae
Source: RefSeq, a predicted model, not a curated record
AUGGCGUGCUGGGGAAGAGCAUUUGGGGAUUGCACAAGACUUAUUAUGGGAUGUUUAGGCGAAGGACAAAAGGUGGGGAAAGGAAGAGAUCAAGGGGUUUUGGAGAAGGACCACUAUGGGGCCCAGGACAAGGGGAUGAGCGGGGCUGGCGACGCGCACACCGGUUUCUCGCCAUUUCAACGGCACGCGGGUGAGCAGGAGGAGGAUGCUGACCUUUGGAUCGGAUACUCGGCCUUUCAUUUGGGUGACUACAAGAGAGCGCUGGAGGAAUAUGAGGCCUUAACCAAACAACCAGCUUGCAAUCCAGAUGUCUGGGUGAACCUUGCCUGUACGUACUUCUUUCUGGGAAUGUAUACACAAGCUGAACAAGCAGCUUUGAAAGCACCUAAGAGUCGUCUCCAGAACCGUUUACUCUUUCACCUGGCACAAAAGUUCAGUGAUGAGAAGAAUCUGAUGAGCUGUCACCAGAAUCUGCAAGACAUUACAGAAGAUCAGCUUAGCUUGGCAUCUAUCCACUACAUGCGGUCCCACUACCAAGAAGCUAUUGAUAUCUACAGACGUAUUCUUCUUGCUAAUCGGGAAUACCUGGCUCUGAACGUAUAUGUGGCCCUAUGCUAUUACAAACUGGAUUACUACGAUGUAUCACAAGAAGUGCUAGCUGUUUAUCUUCAGCAAGUUCCUGACAGCACCAUUGCUCUUAACCUUAAGGCUUGUAACCAUUUCCGACUUUUCAAUGGGAAGGCUGCUGAGGCAGAGCUCAAGAACUUGACAGACAGUGCCUCAUCAUCUUUUGAGUUUGGCAAGGAGCUCAUUAAGCACAAUCUGGUGGUGUUCCGAGGAGGAGAAGGGGCUUUGCAGGUCCUGCCUCCUCUGGUUGAUGUUAUUCCUGAGGCAAGACUGAAUCUUGUGAUUUACUAUCUCCGGCAAGAUGAUGUUCAAGAAGCUUAUAACCUGAUUAAGGACCUGGAACCUACAGCUCCACAGGAGUACAUCCUCAAAGGAGUAGUAAAUGCAGCACUUGGACAAGAAAUGGGCUCGAGAGAUCAUCUGAAAAUUGCUCAGCGGUUCUUCCAGUUGGUGGGUGAAUCAGCCAGUGAAUGUGAUACCAUUCCAGGGAGACAGUGCAUGUCCUCCUGCUUCUUUCUUCUUAGACAGUUUGAUAAUGUCCUGAUUUACCUCAACUCAGUCAAGAGUUACUUCUACAACGAUGACACUUUUAACUUCAACUAUGCCCAAGCCAAAGCUGCCAUGGGCAAUUUUAGUGAGGCUGAAGAGGUGUUCCUUUUGAUCCAGAGUGAGAAGAUAAAGAAUGAUUUUGUUUACCUUAGCUGGCUAGCUCGCUGCUAUAUUAUGAAUAAGAAACCACAGUUGGCCUGGAAGCUCUAUCUGAAGAUGGAGACCUCAGGGGAGUCCUUUAACCUUUUGCAGCUCAUCGCAAAUGAUUGCUACAAAAUGCGUCAGUUUUACUAUUCAGCCAAAGCGUUUGAUGUUCUGGAGAGACUGGACAGCAAUCCGGAAUACUGGGAAGGCAAGAGAGGUGCUUGUGUGGGUGUCUUUCAAAUGAUCUUAGCUGGCCGAGAAGCAAAAGAGACCCUACGGGAAGUACUGCAUCUUCUGAAAAGCACUGGUAAUUCUCAAGUAGAAUACAUUGUCCGCAUCAUGAAAAAAUGGGCCAAGGAGAACAGAGCCCCUGUUUAAGUCAGCGCCACAAAAUGAACCCGGUCAGUUACAGUUGUGUGUGUGGCUGUAGGGUGUGGGUCUUGGUUUCUCCUGUGCAUUUGGGCUACCUCCCUCCUUGCAGGACUUUAGACGAUAAAGUAGGUUGACCCAGCUGAGCAACAGCUUAGUGCAGUGAGAUUGCAAAA